AUGAGUAAGUGGGGAAAUUUUAAUUUUGACAUAUCAGCAGUUGGGAAGGUUAUUAAAAAUGUUGAAAAAUCAAUUGACAAGGCAAUUGGUAUACCAGAUCAACCAGAAGGUACUGAAAACAAUGAUAACAAUACAUCAUUUUCUUCAUCUCCGGGUGGAGGUACUAGUUUCUUUGGAUAUUCAUUUUCAACACCAACAAAAUCUACUUCAAAUAAUACACCAAUAACAUCGACACCAACAAAAUUACAAAGUGGUCAAACUCUCACUCCAACUCUUACUCCUAUUCAAAACAACAACAACAACAACAACAACAACAACAACAACAACAACAACAACAACAACAACAACAACAACAACAACAAUAAUAAUAAUAAUAGCAAUAAACAAACAAACAAUAGUUCAAAUAAUAGUUCAAUAUUAAAUAUAACACCAAUAAAACCAAAAAUAGAACAACAAUCCAUUCCCACACCUAAAUAUAGUGAAAAUACAAGUGAGGAAAUUGGAUUAAAAAAUAAAGAGGAUAAUAAAGGUGAAGAUGAGGAUGAAGAUGAAGAUGAAGAAAAACCACUAUAUCAAAUAGAUGCUAAUUUAGAUUCAAAAUCUGAAAAUAUUUUAAAAGAAGAGAAGGUAAAUAAAAAUCAUGAUAAUGGCAACAAUCAAAAUGAAAAUGAGAAUCAAAAUGAAAGUGAAAAUGAAAAUGAAAUUGAAAAUGAUAAUAAUAAUAAUAAUAAUAGUAUGAAUAUAUCAAAAUCAUUACAAAUGGAUAAAAGUGAGCUCAACCAAGAGAUUAAUGAAAUUGAUACUAAUAGCCUUCAAAUAAAUACUGAUCAUAACAAAGAUCUCCUCAAUAUUGACUCAAUUAAUAAUACAAAUGAAAUUAAUAAUAAAGAAAAUGAUAAUAAUAUAGAAAAGGAGGAAAUACAAGAAAUAAAACCUAUUAAUAAUGAAAAUGUUGUUAAUAAUAAUAAUAAUAAUAAUAAUAAUAAUAAUAAUAAUAAUAAUAAUAAUAAUAAUAAUAAUAAUAAUAUUAUUGAUAAUAUUAUUGAUUAUAAUAAUAAUAAUAAUAAUAUUGAUAAUAAUAAUAUUAAUAGUAAUAAUAAUAAUAAUAAUAAUAAUAAUAAUAAUAAUAAUAAUAAUAAUAAUAAUAAUAAUAAUAAUAAUAAUAAUAAUAAUAAUGAAUUAAUAAUAAAAGAAAAUAAUGAAUUAAAACAAACUAUUAAAGAAAUGGAAAAUAAAAUGAAUAUAGUUGUAAUGAUAAAUAAUGAACAAAAGAGAAUAGUAACAGAUAAAGAAAAGGUUAUAGAGGAUUUAACAGGUAAAAUGUCAAAAUUAGCGAUAUUGAAUGAUCAAUUAUUGGGUGAUAUUAACAAAUUGAAUGUUGAUUCAAAGAAAGAAGAUUUAGAGAAUUUAAAAGAAGAAUUUAGUAGAAGAUUAGGUCAAGUAGAGAAAAAGCUAUCAAAUGUUACCAAAGAACGUGAUCAAUUAAGAUCUGGUACAACGCUACCAGAGUCAAUUCAAAUUACAGUGAAAGAAAAAGAUGAAAAGAUCACUCAACUCAUUACAGAGGGUACAAAUUUAAGUCAUCGUAUUUUAGCAUUGGAAUCAUCAUUAAAGAAAUCGAAACAAACCACCAAAGAAAAUGAAGAUACCAUUACAAUGUUAAAUGAAAGAAUUAAUAACACCGAGCAAUUACUUUUAACUCGUUCAGAGAGAUUAAAAGAAUUUGAAGAGGCUGAUAAACGUUAUCAAGAUACAAUCAAUACAAUGAAGGAAGUUAGUGAUUCUGCCUCAAAGAAAUUGGAUAAACGUGAUCAAGAGGCUGAUAAGGCUAUUAGACAAGCAACCGAUUUACAGGCAGCUUUAGAUAAAGCUUGGAAAGAUAUUCAAGACUUAAAUAAACAUCAUUCCAUUGAGAUUGAUCGUUACAAUAAACAGUUACAAGAGGAGAGAUCCAGAAUUAAAAGUGAAUUCCAAUUGAUUGCAAACAAUGAAAAGAAAGAGUUUCUUGAUAAAAUAGAACAAUUGGAAACUUUUAUACAAGAACAUCGUUCAACUAUCAAUAGAAAUAAUGAGAAACAAACUUGGAAAGAGGAGGAAUUAAAUAAAGAGAUAGCUCAUCUUCAACAACGAUGUAGAGAUGCUGAAAUUCGUAAUGAUCAAUUAAGCUCUUCAAUACCUCAAGCAACUCGUCCACUCUUAAAACAAAUUGAAUCCAUUCAAGAACAAUUCAAUGAAAGACAAUCGACUUGGGAAACUUUAGAGAAACAAUUAAAUAAUCAAUUACGUGAAGAACGUUUAAAAGCUGAACAUGUAGUUAGAAAUCAACAAGAGAUCCUCUCUGAAUUGGAAGAGUUAACUCUAAAAUUCCAAUUAUUAGAGAGUGAAAGUAAAAUUGAUAAAAAGAAAUUAAAAUCUACAAUCACAGAGUUACAACAACUUAAAUCCAUACAAUCGGAUCAUCUUUCAAAAAUACAAGAUUUAGAAUCCUCUUCUUCAACUUUACAAUCAAAAAUCGAUCAACAUUUAAAUACCAUCUCAAUAUUGGAAGAACGUUUAACACUUUCAAAUAAAGAACUUAAAGAUUUAGAAGAUAAAAGACAAAAAGAAAAAGAACUUUAUGAAAAAGAAACUUCAAACUUUUUAAAAAAACAACAACAGUUAUUAUUACAACAACAAUUACAACAACAACAACAACAAGAAAAUCAAAAUCAAAUUAAUAAUAAUAAUAAUAAUAAUAAUAAUAAUAAUAAUAAUAAUGGUUCGUCAUUAUCAAAUAGUACAGAUAAAAUUAAUAAUGGUUCAAUUUCAACACCACCACAACAACAAAAUAAAGGAUUAUUUAGUGGAUUAAAGAAAACACCAAGUAACCAUGACUUUUUAAAUCAUUCAGUUGGAAAUGGAUUAUUACCAGCAUCUUUAGAGUAUUUACAAUCUUCAUUAUCACAAAAAGAGGGUGAAGCAAUGUCAUUACAAGCUCAAGUUCAAUCAUUAAAUCAUUCAAGAAAGAAAUUAGAGGAUGAAUUAGUAAAACUUACCACUGAUAAUGAGGAAUUAUUAAGUGAAUGUAAAGAAUUGAAAUUACAACGUCAAGAGAUUAAAGAUAUUCAACAACGUUAUCAAACCACUUUGUUAAUGUUGGGUGAAAAAGAAGAAGCUGUAAAUGAAUUACGUUUGGAUAUUAUGGAUUUAAAGGAUUUAUAUAAAAAUCAAAUUAAUGAAUUAUUAUUACAAAUUGAAGUUUUAAAAAAGAAAUAA
Molecule: messenger RNA, 3255 nt
Organism: Dictyostelium discoideum AX4
Lineage: Eukaryota; Evosea; Eumycetozoa; Dictyosteliales; Dictyosteliaceae
Product: TMF1-like protein
Exons: 2
Coding region: 1-3255 (1084 amino acids)
Cellular component (GO): Golgi apparatus
Source: RefSeq, a predicted model, not a curated record